CGGCUCCCUCUCGGGCCGGCGUCGUGCCAGCCGCGCACGAACAGGCCGCGGAGGCUCCGAAAAUGGCAAAGCACGUUUUCCUCACGGGACCCCCAGGAGUUGGAAAAACAACAUUAAUCCAGAAAGCUGCUGAAGUUUUGAAAUCAUCCAGUUUCCCUAUCGAUGGAUUUUAUACACAGGAAGUGCGAGAGGGUGGCCGAAGAAUAGGGUUUGAUGUUGUCACUCUGAGUGGAAGAAGAGGAAUUUUGUCUAGAGUUGGUUCUGGCCAUUCAUCAGCAAGGCAUGAAUAUCGUGUUGGCCAAUAUAUAGUAGACUUAGCUUCAUUUGAACAGUUGGCUCUUCCUUUGCUGAGAAAUGCUGAUCUUGGCAGCAGUGCCACAAAAAAGGUCUGUAUAAUUGACGAGAUUGGUAAAAUGGAGCUCUUCAGCCAAUCAUUUAUCCAAGCUGUCCGUCAAAUUCUGAGUGGAUCAGGAAUCGUGAUACUUGGAACAAUCCCCAUUCCCAAAGGAAAGCCCUUAGGGCUGGUGGAAGAGAUCAGAAGCAGGAAGGAAGUGAAGGUCUUCAAUGUUACAAAAGAGAAUAGAGACAGCAUUUUGCAAGAUGUUGUGACAGCUGUGCAGAAUUGCCUGAAAUGAGAUGCUCGUGUUAUACAUACAAUCUCAUGCAAUCGCUACAGUCAAACUCAGCUUCUAUUUAUAUCUUUAGGACUCCACUGACUUUGAAUAUACAGACACGAGUUCAGCUGUUUCAUAUUGUUGUCAGUUGGUUUCCAGAUCAGACCUCUUCUAUUUACAGAUAAGAAUAUUCACUACCAUCAAGCCAUUAAUUGCAUAUCCCAAAUGUCAAGUUAUUACAUUGUUCACUUUAUCAUACUAAUUAGCUUUGUAUAGAAAUCUGUACAGAUUCUGUAUAGAUUUUACCUAACUCUGGAUAAUGUAAGUGGCAAAUACUUUUGCACAGUAUUGCAUCAGAAUUUGUGAAAUUGGGAUUAGAUGUUUUCACUUGUAGAAGAGGCUGCAUUGCAGAAGAAGCUUCUCUUGAUCUAAGAGUUUUUAAUACAGUUAAUAUCAGUUCUCUCGUGUAUGUCACUAAGACAGGCUUUGCCUGUGUUGCUUAUGGAAUGCUGUUUAACUGGAUCAGAAAUUCAAGGGACACAUGCUUUGUAUUUCAAAGAAACAAGUUUAUUUUGCAGGUGUUAAGGGAUACAUGAUGUGCAUUCUGCCAGGUUUCUCAAUAGCAACUUUCAGCUUGGGGUUUUUUUUUUUUUUUGUCUUAUUUUGAAAUUUCAAAGAGAUGUGGCUUAAAUAUAUAUGUCCAUUAGGCUAUAUUGGAUAAUAUUUCUUGUAUAGAUUUUUUUCAGCAACUCAGUUUGACAUUUAAUGAUACUAGCUGAACAAUCUGUUGUGUCCUCUAAGGCUUGACAUUUUUUGUUUGUUUCAUUUAGCACCUUUUCCACUUAAUUAAAAAAAAUCACUGUGGUGUGGCCUUUGUCCCAUAAGACCUGUGCAUGUUGUUCAGUAGAAGUAUUUACCCUUAAUCAGUUUUGUGUGUCAUGAAAUCUAAAUUCCAGGCCAGGUGCACUUUUGUUUUCAUAUGCUUGGUUCCAGCAAAAAGUGUAAAGGCAUGCAGUCCUUUUCUUUUCUUACUCUUCUGGUGUGUGAAGUGUAGCAAAUGGUAAAUUAAAGCAUUCCUUGGUUAAAGGAAUGUGAAAACUCAGAAUGUUUUCAAAGCCUUUUGUUUGGAGAUACGUAAGCAUAUUUUUUCAUAGAGCUACAGGGAACAGCAUCCUAUUUGAACCUUUGGGCAUAUUAGAAUCUGAGAAACUGUUGUGCGUACUGCUACAAAAUGGCUGCCAUGGGAUAUACCUAGUUAACAGAGGACAAGUAAAUGGAGUUCAUUUGAGUCUGAACCCCAAAUAAUAAAUGCCUGUUUAAGCCCUACAGUGCACACACAAAAAAGCCACUUCAAAAAAGGAAAACUACUAAUACUUAAAGAAAUUAGGUAGAAACACCCUCCUACCCCCCCACACACACACACAAAGUGUGAAUUAAGAAGAAACAUACAACAGCAUGACAAACCCAUGGGAGAGUUAUGCUACCCUCAAAAACAAUAUAGCUGUAUUGAGCACAGUUUUCUUGAUUAAAAGGGAGGGUGCAGAUUGAAUAAAUAGAGUUCCCACCUCCCAAAACUCCAGAUAAACACCCACCACGACUGUUUGUGAUGCUUGCAGUUUCCUCUAGGCCAAGAUACUGCACUGGAUAGCUCCUUGGCCCAACCCAUUUUUACAGAAUGCCUAUAGCUUGCUUCCAGCUGUCCUUACCUCCCCUACAGAGGCUUAUUAAGAUCCUUUGCCCCUUCUUUUUAAAGGCAGCUUUUUGUGGGUGGCUGGAAAGAAAGUGGCACCCAACCUUCCUACCUGACAAGAAGGUUGCCCUUACCAGCAGGAUGUAUCAGUUGGUUCCCUUGAGAGUCAUUGCAGGCUGCUUUUUGCACAGCAGCUUUCUGUGCAACACACUGGUCGCAUUUAAAAACAUCAGCAUCCCAACACAGCACUCUCAUUUCAAAUGUGCAGUAGAUGACUCAGAUGAACCCAAUAUUUCAAUAGAUAGGCUUAAUCAACAAGCUUCUCACUUCAGUACUGUAGGAAGAGAACUCAUGCUGAACUUAGCUGGUCCCUUCCUUUGGGGAAGGCUCAAGAGCUGUGAUGUAGGAAAUGCUGUCCUGCAGCAAGGAUGCAAGUGUGUAUAUGGUAUAGCUGCUGAGCUCCUGGUUAUACUUGGGUUGUACCUGCGCAUUUUAAUUGCUUUAACAGGAAAAGGGUAAUUUGCGCGUGGGCUUCUCUAAGCAUCACUGUUCAACAGAGAUUUGUAGCAGGUCAACCUAAACAGUAUCCAGAUGGUGUCACAUAAACAAGGGCUGCAUUAUUCAAUAUGCAUGGGUCAGUUUCUGUUUGAAGUUAACAUAUCAGUAGAAAGGAUUACUUGUGUCAUGUUUAAACUUGUUGAUAAGAUGAGAAUUUCAGGAGCCGCUGAUGUAGAAAAAUGCAAAUAAAGUGCUAUCGAUAAACACCUGAGGGGAAAAUGCAAUUAAUGCCAAUUGUUGUUAAGAAAUCUAACACUGGGCUGGAUGCAGUUUUAUUCUACUAGUGGGAGCAACUCCAGGAGGAAUUCUGUUCAGGAUGUGCUUGUUGCUGGAAAAUGGGGUGAACUGAGGUAAUUUGCAUAGAUUCACUGCUUCUUUGUAUGCAGACCCUGGUGCCAUUUCCCUCACUGUUUCAGACAACUGGGGAAACAACAGAUUUUGGGAGGACACAUUGCAGCAGAAGAGGGGGAGUCAGCAAAGAUCAGCUCCUCCCUUUUUCAGCCAGUAGAAAAGCACUACUGAGCCCUUCUGCCCUCGGGAAGGCUCUUGCUGCAUAUGGUGCAAUAAGCAAUAGAAAGUAAUGCAGCCUCCUUCAGCUCUUCUGCACCUCAAUGUCUUAAGUGGCUUGCUGUGAAAAUGAAAUGGGCCAGGAAUUACUUUAAAUCAAACACCUCGUUGCCCCCCUGCAAGAGUCAAAGAAUGGUCUUGAGUAAGCCCAAAUCUGUCUCCCAUCCAUAAAAUAUGAACAAGGGCCAUCUACACGGGAUGCAGACACUGAAAAUACCUUUAAGAGAUUCUUGUUGUUCUUGUUGAUUUCAAAACACCCAGAUGCUGGUAAAGUUACUGGCAUGAACGUUUAGUUGAACUUACGCAAAUGUUACCAGCAGUACAGAAGAGGGCCAUUGCUUGGUGGCAGGAGGUGUAUCUCUGCAUUUAAGGGAUUUUCGGUUCAAUCACUGGCAUCUCCAAUUAAACUACCUUCAGUGGCUGGCCAACCUGGGUAAAAUUUCUUCCUGAGGUAGGUAGCCAGUCUUUGGUCCUAAUGGUCUCAGUGGGCUGGCUGUCCCACAGCACAAGGGGAUCAUGUGAUCCUGCCACACAGAUUGGCUGGACAGGUGAUAGUGUCUAGAUUACUAGAGAGUGGGUAUGAGGGAUACAUUUGUUCAGCAGAUAUUUUAUUGAGCACAUCGAAUUCCUCACAUCCAAAACUACAUGAGCCCAAACUUGUCUAGCUUUCAAAAUCAGCACUUCUCUAAAUUUUGCCAUGAAGUUCAAAUAUGCACCAAAAUUUAAAAUCUAUACAGAAACAUAUAUAUCAGGAAAAAACUGCAGAAGAUAUUAUUAUAUUAGAAAAAGAGCUUGAAAAUGUGUAUAUUAAGAGAGCUGGUGUAGUCAAGUGGUUAGAGUGUUGGACUGGGAAUAAAGAGACAUGGGUUCAAGUCCCUUCUUGGUCAGGAAGCUGACUUUGGGCCAGUCACUGAGUCAGUUGUGAGGAUAAAAAUUGAGAGGAGGAUUAUAUAAGCUGCGUUGGGUUCCCUGAAGAAAGAAAAUGUAGACUAUAUGUAUUAGGCAAAAAUGUGUACAAAAUGCAAGUAUUAGGAGAAAUGAACACAAAAUUCAGGAUGAAAGAGACAUAAGCUUGGAAUAAUGAGAAACUGAGAAUAACUAACAUUGGCAGAUUCAGCCAUCCUACUAGAGGGAACUGUUUUCUCUGACAUGGGAGAGCAGUUCCAAUUGAUAGCAAGUGCUUAUCUUCAGAUCAGUAAAAUAAUGUCAUACAUUUGAGGGAAUAAAGUGUAUAGGUGUGUGUGUAGGUUUAUGUUUGAUUCUCACAAGCUUGCUCUGUAAUGCUAUAGAAACUCCUAGAUUGGUUUUUCAUAUAGAUUAGCUGCAGAAGGACACUAAUGCAGCUGAACCACACUUCUCUCUGUUCGCAGGGCUUCUCUAAAGAAGCAGGACCAGUGAAGGCAUCUUCAUAUUUUUUGUCACUGACUUUUGUUGUGUAGAAGCAGGACAUCUGUUCCUAUGUAGAGUGAGGAACGACUCAAGCCUUCCCAGCAGCUGCUCACCACUUGAGGGAACACCUGCUGGUGCAAUUGAAUCUCACAUUAUUUCACCAGCAGAAGUACUGUGAAAGCAUCUUGCACAAACACAGUCAAUUUAAAAUUGAUCUGCCCAGCAUAGGUAAUGACUAGCUGUGCUGUGACUUGUCCAUUUAGCUACAGAAUAGCAGUGUUUACAUCGCUAGCUUGGCAGCAUUAAUGAAGGACAGGAGAAGUCAUGGUGAGAGCAUGGAGCCAGCAGUGAUGCACGGAAUGACUCGUUAGGGUAGCUCUUAAAAUAACUGCAGUGUGUGUACAGCAGCAGGUUGUGUGUAUGUGUGAGUGAUAGGGUUACAGUAUUAGUCAUGACAAAGUUUUACUGUCUAAGUGGUGUAACUUGAAUAGUUUUUUAAAAUUAAAAAUAACAUUUGCAGAAAAUCUACUUUUAUCUUCAAUGAAAGCAGCACACAAUGAGCCAUCUUUUUUUUUUAAAGUACCUCCAUACAGACAAGUAUUGUAAUUCAGUGUAACAGAAGAGCUGAACUGGGAUCUUAGAAGACCUGUACUCAGUUCAAGUCAUUUUUACAUGCAGUCUCCAUGCUUGAUAUGAGCAGCCUGAUUGAAUAGGCUGAUGCUGUCUUCUGAGCAUAAGAUUGGCCCCAACCUUAGUUUCCUUCACCUGUAACUGAAGAGGCUAUAAAGCAGAGACUAAAAGGGAAAAUCUUCAGUGACGAUGGGUACGAUAACUGAUUUUCCAUGCAUUGUAGGGAUCAGAUUUCUUAAUGGCAAUCCAUUGUGCUGUCUUUGUGUACUUCCAAGGAAACAUCAAAUUGUGCAAGCUGAGAGCUUUAUUGGUCUUUUGUGUGUCUCCUCUUUAGUUCUUUUUCCAUACAGCGUAUACCCUGUUAAAGCAUUUCAAAAUGGCCUGUCCAGCCAUCAAAACUGAAGUUGAUGCACUGUAUAUAGUGCAUAUCCAUGCACUAAAGACACCUUGCUCAUCAUCUUAUACAAUGCAUUCUUUUAGCAGGCCUUGCCAGGGAGCUCAUGUGCUAAGAAGCGGCCUGUUUCUCAAAGUUCCACUCUAUUUUUGUAUCUGGCUGCAUCAGAGGGCAUGACAGUGACGUUUCUGCCAUUGGCUUGGCUGCAGACAUUUGCCAUUGGGAUGGAACUCUUGCAAAAUUCUCCAUCAGUGAUCAUUGCACAUCAGCAUUAGGAAAAAGCUGGCACCUGAGUUUAGUUACUUGCCUCUCCUCAUCCCUUUGUCCUUCCGAUGACUGGAAGCCAUUGUACUAGUAUUGCAACAGUGGAAAGAGAAGCAUCCCCUGCGAUCACACGGAGGGUGGAGGGCUUGAGGAAACAUUUAGUAAGUGUGUUUUAAGUACAAUUCAUGAAUGGACAAAUGGGAUCUUUGGACUGCAAUUGUUGAACUUUAUGCAUAAUUGUCUCUAAUAGUAGUAGCAUAUCUUGCUACAUAUACAAUAUAUGGGUGUCUAUGAUACUUAUUUUAUUUUCCAAUUUAUAUCCUGCCUUUUUCCUACAAGGGCCUCAAGGCAGCUUACAUCAUUCUCCUCCAUCUUAUCCCCACAACAACAACCCUGUGAGGUAGGUUGGGCUGAGAGUCUGUGACUGGCCCAAAUAUAUAUACUAUGCUCCAUUUCAUUUUAGUUGACCUACUUAAGUGUCGUGUAAGAAAAAAGGUAACGUUUGAUUUUUCAUUUUUUCCUCAUUUUUGUUUUGGCUUUGAUUUCAAAAUACAAAAUAAAAUAAAUUUCAAAAAUAAUUCUCAAAAAGCCAUUGUUUUAAGUUUAUUGGAAAAUAGAAAAAAGAGGAGAAAACAUUGCUUGCAUUUGUGGGAAACAAAUGCACUUGGGAAACCUCUAAAGCUUAGUACCAACCCAGUGCAGCACAAACAGCAUGACUUAGAUGCAGUCUUAACUUAAGAUCACCAACUCAACCCUUGUGAGCUCUUUGGUUUGUGACUUCUGUAAACAGCAUCCCUCAAAAUCAGUAUAGGGAAGCUGCAAAGCUGAAAUAAAAGACUACUUGAAUCCAUUCCAGGACAAUUAGGAGCAAAACACAAUGUGAGUUCAGACAAAUAGUUUGAAAUCAAAGAGAAUGUGACAGGUGUGUCAUUUCCCCCUUUGCCUCCAUCUAUUCGAGAAUUGCCUGACAUAAGAAAAUGAACCAUGUAGCACUGGAAAACACUUGUUCAUGUGCUAGCUGCAAUUAUCAUAUGAAAGGCAUAAAAUGUUUUUGCCCAUGAAUAUCUGUGCUCAUCUCAUAAUACAGCUGCCCUGUGAUUAAUCAUGGAGCACUUGUUUGUAGAAGCUGUAUGUUAACAGCAACCCCCCCACACCCCGACACACACUCCCCAAUUUAAUCCAGUGCAGGAUGAGAAUUUUGAAUUUACACUGAAAAUGGCUGAGAUGGUGAUUUUCAAGGCCAUGGUGCCUACAGUUUAACUAAAGCAAAGAUUUCGGUUAGAUUAUGUAACAUUUCUUACCUCCAACAAGCACAGUGAUUUCUAGAGAAAAAAGCAAGGUACUGAGCAAUCCCAGAGCUGCAGUGGGGAGAUCAAAGCAGGAGCUUCACUGCUCCCAGAAUCCUGCUGGGAUUGCACCAGGAGGGAGGGAGUAGCCGCUUUUUCUUUCCUUCCUCUUCCAUUUAUUAUUACAAUGACAGCCUGCAAUUGCAGUGCAGCUCCCCCUGCAUCUCAGAGAAUGUGUCUGUUGGGAAGGGGGUGCAGCAGGGUCUGGAGACUGGAAGGGCUUUGCAUCCACCCCUCAGGCCACCGUCUUUUUGUCUGUACCCGCCUGAUUGAGACAAGAGCAUUAGAGCUUUCCAUGGGAGCUUGAAUUGGGCGUAUCAGGCUGGAUCACCUCCAAGACUGAACCUCUCCCUGCCCCUGGAGGAGACAAUCCAAUUUAUCCUAUGGUCCCUGGCACACCUCUCCUCCAUCAGGAGCACAGGUUUGCAACUAGGGUGUGUGUACAGAUGUGUUAAGAUCACACUGGCUGGGAAUGGGCCUUGAAUGCCAAUAUAACUGCAGGGCAUGAGGUGGUGAAGACUGGGUUACAAGCGGGUUUUUAAAAAUUCUUUGUUUUUUGUCCCGCAAAGUGCCACACCCACAUAUAUCUGCUAUAGGAUACAGACGUUUGAUUACUAAGAUUGUUAGAUGUUUCCUUAGCAGUAAAAACAAAGCAGUACAUUUCCUAAUGGGUGGUCAUGUGCAGUGUUGUAGAGGAAAAUUGCCGUAAGACUAUUGUAUACCGAGGAGAUAGGUGGUGUAGCACAAUUGUCCUCUGAUUCCUACCUUAAUCGGGCCUCACCUUUGGAGACUGUUGAGGCCACCCGGCAAGUCGCUUACUAAUUAGGAUAGUACAGCAUUGGGAUGCAAGGAAGUUGGAACAGCAGAUGUGGCUCGUUAACUGUUUUUGACUCUUAGAUUUAGGGUAGAGGGGGAGAAGCUGCAUGACCGCCUGAGCGAGUUGCAGUGUGAGAUCUAGCCGAGCAAGCAAGGUGACAAGAAUUAGGGCUUUUUCCUUGUCAUUUGUGAGGUGAGGCCCUCGAUGGCCGAUAGAGGGAUGCCAGCUUACUUGGUAUUGUAUUUCCUUUUCCAUGUUAUUAUGUCUGUUUACAUUGUAGUGCCAGUUUUAGAAUAAAAUCUUCAGGCUUUAACCCACCUGUGCGCACAUUGCUUCUGGAUCCAAAAAGAACCUUUUGCCUUUGGCAAAACAAGUGUCUAAUAAAGACUCUAGUAAAGAAACUAAA
Molecule: messenger RNA, 8675 nt
Organism: Varanus komodoensis (Komodo dragon)
Lineage: Eukaryota; Metazoa; Chordata; Lepidosauria; Squamata; Varanidae
Gene: NTPCR
Product: nucleoside-triphosphatase, cancer-related
Exons: 5
Coding region: 63-635 (190 amino acids)
Molecular function (GO): ATP hydrolysis activity
Source: RefSeq, a predicted model, not a curated record